CCAACGGUCACAGGUUCUUUUCUUCUGAGCUUCAAAGGCUGUCAGCACCUUUUUUUCUCUUUUCCUUCACCUCUUGAGUGAGUAGCUAUGAGCUGGGCUAUGGUAAUCCUGCGGACCAGCCAGAGGGUGGGCGCAAAGAGAGUGAACUUGCCGUGCCCGGCAGUGGCUCCGAGUGCCCGGCGGCCGGCGGGCCUUCCCCUCGGGGACGCCUGGCCCGUCGCCCCCGCGUCCAAGAUGUCGACGGUCAGGUGUGAGCUUAUGAAGAACUUCACCUCAGAGGAGGUUGUUCAUAGCAAUAAGAUCUCCAUUGUAGGAACCGGGUCGGUUGGAAUGGCCUGUGCUAUCAGCAUCCUAUUAAAAGGCUUGACGGAUGAACUUGCCUUGGUGGAUGUUGAUGAAAGCAGAUUGAAGGGUGAGACAAUGGAUCUUCAGCAUGGCAGUCCUUUCGUGAAAAUGCCAAAUAUUGUUUCCAGCAAAGAUUACCUUAUCACCGCAAACUCCAACCUUGUGAUUAUCACAGCGGGUGCACGCCAGGAAAAAGGAGAAACACGCCUUAAUUUAGUCCAGCGAAAUGUGACCAUCUUUAAAUUAAUGAUUUCUAGUAUCGUUCAGUACAGCCCUCGCUGCAAACUGAUUGUCGUUUCCAAUCCAGUGGAUAUCUUAACUUAUGUAGCAUGGAAGUUGAGUGAAUUUCCCCAAAACCGUAUUAUUGGGAGUGGUUGUAAUCUGGACACUGCCCGUUUCCGUUUCUUGAUUGGGCAGAGGCUUGGUAUCCACUCUGAAAGCUGUCAUGGGUGGAUCCUUGGAGAGCAUGGAGACUCAAGUGUUCCUGUGUGGAGUGGAGUGAACAUCGCUGGUGUCCCUCUGAAGAAUCUGAACUUAGAUAUAGGAACUGAUAAAGAUCCUGAGCAGUGGAAAAAUGUUCACAAAGAUGUGGUUGCUAGUGCCUAUGAGAUUAUUAAAAUGAAAGGUUACACUUCUUGGGCCAUUGGCCUAUCAGUAGCUGAUUUAACAGAAAGUAUUUUGAAGAAUCUUAGAAGAGUGCAUCCAGUUUCCACCAGAAUUAAGGGUCUCUAUGGGAUAAAUGAAGAAGUGUUCCUCAGUGUUCCUUGUAUCCUGGGAGAGAGUGGUAUUACUGACCUCAUAAAAGUAAAGUUGACCCCAGAGGAAGAGGCUUAUCUGCAGAAGAGUGCAAAAACACUUUGGGAAAUUCAGAAGGAACUUAAGUUUUAAAGUUGUUUAAAACUACCAUUCUAAAGUUGAUGAAGAAAAUACAGUAGUUGUGGAGUUCUAUAUGUCCAGUUUUUAAAAUAAAUUUGAAUUCCUAAAAGUUGGAAACCAAGAAAGGGCUAGAGUGACUCUUCUAUUUAUUUAACUCCCCAGCUGUUUUAUUUAGCAUCCAGAUGCUGACUGUACUUUUUUUUUUUUU
Messenger RNA from Sus scrofa (pig), 1429 nucleotides. Its product is annotated as L-lactate dehydrogenase A-like 6B. Gene Ontology annotation, molecular function: L-lactate dehydrogenase (NAD+) activity. Gene Ontology annotation, biological process: lactate metabolic process; pyruvate metabolic process. Gene Ontology annotation, cellular component: cytoplasm. Lineage: Eukaryota; Metazoa; Chordata; Mammalia; Artiodactyla; Suidae. The record is from RefSeq and is marked provisional.